Messenger RNA from Rhodamnia argentea, 3345 nucleotides. RefSeq names its product RGS domain-containing serine/threonine-protein kinase A-like. Gene Ontology annotation, biological process: protein phosphorylation; regulation of DNA-templated transcription. Gene Ontology annotation, molecular function: ATP binding; protein kinase activity. The record is from RefSeq and is a predicted model, not a curated record. The transcript has 13 exons. NCBI's taxonomy places the organism in Eukaryota, Viridiplantae, Streptophyta, Magnoliopsida, Myrtales, Myrtaceae. Bases 681 to 2951 code for a protein of 756 amino acids.
ACCCCGCGCCGCCUCGUGCCGGGCACGCGCCGACGCGACCGGAGUGGAGAGCAGAAAAUCUCGGCCGCUAUGGGCCAGGGCGAGCCACGCGCCGCGCGUGCGCGUGGGCGGGGGUUAGAGCAUCUGGGCGCCACCUUCCCCUUUUUGGGGUAGUUAAAAAAUGGAUUAACAUAUGGUCUAUAUAGUUUUCAGAUUCAGAUGAUAAUGAUGAUGACGACGAUGGAUGGAGAUGAGUGACAGAGCAACAACAAGAAGAAGCCCGGACCAAACCCCUCUGUGGAAGCAAUAGAGAGAGAGAGAGAGCUCAUUGACCAUUGGAAGGAGGGGCAAUCUCUUCUUCUUCGUCAAUCGAUUCUCUUCAGUUUGAUAGAGAUAGAGUGUGUGUGUGAAUGGCGAAUCUGUCCUUUUCAUCAGCGCUAAGCGGUAGUGUGUGAAUAUCUUCGAGAGAGAGAGAGGGGUUCGUCUUUUGAACUCGAGUCGCGGUGUCCUCCCACAAGCUUGAGUUCAGACUGUGAAAUUGAUGGAGUCCGGCGAGUAGGAUCGUGCCCUAGAGGGGGCUUUAGAGAGCGCGAGGGGAAAUCUGUCCAUGGUCCUCACAGUACCGUCGCCGGACAUUGGGUGAUCGGAGUGGAACACUCUCCGCUCCGGGGGGGUGAUUUCGCUCGUUCGCAGGCCCUAGAAUGGAGACCCCACCGGCCGAGGAACUCCUCAGGAAGAUCCAGGAGCUGGAAGCUGGUCAAGCUCACCUCAAGCACGAAAUGUCGAAGCUCAAGCUGUCGGGCGGGUCCGAUUCCAGGCCCGAGCAGCGCGCUCGCCAGCGUUCCCACUCCGUGUCGCCCGAGCGGUCGGCCGCCCGGAGGAGGGCCGGGCUCACGGCUCGCCCAGGGUGGAAGAAGGGCUCUGCUACUUUCGCUCAUUCGUCACCUUUGCAGAGGGAGAGCCGGAGUCAAGAGGAGCCUCCGAAUGUAGGAGGCGCGGGAAGCUUCAUUGGCGGGCCUGCCGAGAUGAAUUUUACGGAAAGACAGUAUUUGAACAUUCUGCAGAAUAUGGGGCAGGCUGUUCAUAUAUUUGAUCUCGGGGGACGUAUCAUAUACUGGAAUCAAACUGCAGAAAACCUAUAUGGUUAUUCCGAACCAGAAGCCCUAGGACAGGAUGCCAUUGAGCUCCUAAUUGAUCCUCGAGACUUUGGAAUAGUGAAUAAAAUUGUUAAUCGGGCGAUCAUGGGAGAGAGAUGGACCGGACAGAUCCCUGUCAAGAAUAAGAUAGGCGAAAAAUUUUCAGCUGUUGCAACGAAUACUCCAUUUUAUGAUGACGAUGGAACGUUGGUGGGUAUCAUAUGCGUCUCAAGUGAUUCACGGCCCUUUCAGGAGCCAAGAAGUCAAAUGCCAGAAGUGAGGCACUCAGAAGCAGAGUCAAGCCUAAGCCGCCUGAAAAACACUGCUACAAAUAAGCUUGGUCUUGAUGCUCAGCAGCCUCUGCAAGUUGCAAUUGCCUCUAAGAUAUCUAAUUUGGCAUCCAAGGUGAGCAACAAAGUGAAGUCAAGGAUUCGGACCGCAGACAAUCAUAUUGAUCGUGAGAAUGAGAGUAGUGAUACUCAUCAUUCUGAUAAUUGUCUCUCAGAUGACAAUAGGGAGGAUGCAGCAUCAAGUGGAGCUAGCACGCCCAGGGGAGAUGUACCUCCAUCUUCCUUUGGUGUUCACUACCAAAAAGAGGAGAGGUCGCCAGGAAAACAUGCUAAAGAUUCUAGUGAUGAGAGUGAAAAACCGCCGAUUCACAAGAUCAUCACAUCCAAGGCAGAGGCAUGGAUUGGUAGAAGGGGGCUAUCCUGGCCUUGGAAAGGCAAUGAAAGGGAAGGAUCAGAGGCCAGGACUGGAAGAUCUGGUUUCGUAUCAUUGCAGAAUGACCAAGAAAAGAAAAGUCCUCCCAUGGCUAGUCUAGAAAAUCAGAACAAUGAAAAUAAUCGCACUGUAAACGAAGCAUCAGGUUCAUGGUCCUCGUUUAAUGUUAACAGCACGAGCAGUGCCAGUAGCUGUGGAAGCACAAGUAGUGGUGCUGUGAACAAGGUGGACAUGGAAGCAGACUGCUUGGAUUGCGAGAUACCGUGGGAAGACUUGACAAUUGGAGAACAAAUUGGGCAAGGUUCUUGUGGAACUGUCUAUCACGCUCUGUGGUACGGAUCAGAUGUGGCAGUGAAGGUAUUCUCAAUGCAAGAAUAUUCACAAGAACUGAUACUUUCCUUUAAGCAAGAGGUGUCUCUUAUGAAGAGACUUCGGCACCCCAAUGUUUUGCUUUUCAUGGGAGCAGUAACUUCGCCUCAGCGCCUCUGCAUAGUCACAGAGUUUCUUCCACGUGGAAGUUUAUUUCGCCUACUGCAGAGGAACACAGUCAAGUUAGAUUGGAGACGCCGUGUUCAUAUGGCUUUGGAUGUGGCUAGAGGCAUGAAUUAUCUGCAUCAUUACAAUCCACCUAUCAUUCAUCGUGAUUUGAAGUCCUCGAAUCUCCUAGUUGACAAGAAUUGGAAUGUGAAGGUGAGUGAUUUUGGUCUGUCGCGUCUGAAACAUGAAGCGUAUCUCACAACAAAAACUGGGAAGGGAACGCCUCAAUGGAUGGCACCAGAAGUUCUCCGCAAUGAAGCCUCAGACGAGAAAUCUGACGUGUACAGUUAUGGAGUUGUAUUAUGGGAAAUUGCCACCCAGAAGAUCCCGUGGGAUAAUCUCAAUGCGGUUCAGGUGAUUGGUGCUGUGGGGUUUAUGAACCAGCGACUGGAUAUCCCUCACGAUGUUGACCCACAGUGGGCAUCUAUAAUCGAGAGCUGUUGGCACAGUGAUCCAAAGUGCCGACCGACGUUCCAGGAACUACUGGAAAUACUUAAAGAUUUGCAGAGACAGAACGCCCUCCAAUUCCAGGCUUCCCGCUCCGCCGCCGGGGACAGCACUCAAAGGGAAACAUGAAACAUCCGGUGCAUCGAAAGGAUUUGUCUAUUCAUUACAUUGGCUAACGGUCCAAGCAAACCUGGCUCUUCGGCAGGAAGUUGAUGUUGCCAUCCAGUCUUGACCCACUUUGCCGCCACCGGACAAUGAAAUUCGGCGACCGGAUUUUUUUGGGACCAUUUUGAGAGGAAAGAAUGUUUGUCCUUCAUAUGAGCAUUCAUGGCUGGGGGGGAUUUAGGAUGACUCUGUGUCGCUUUUGUGCAUUUACCAGAAGUCACGAAGGACCUUGUAGAUAUGUUGCAAAGUGUUGUGGAGAUUCAGAGGCUGAGCGCAUUAGGCUUGUCAUCCAUUUGUUUGUGAUACAUUCAUAGUAAAACAUUAGGUUCUCACAAAAGCUGUACAAAUCAAAAUUGAC